Messenger RNA from Mugil cephalus (flathead mullet), 1334 nucleotides. Its product is annotated as CD48 antigen-like. The transcript has 9 exons. The coding region runs from base 131 to 1060 and encodes 309 amino acids. Lineage: Eukaryota; Metazoa; Chordata; Actinopteri; Mugiliformes; Mugilidae. The record is from RefSeq and is a predicted model, not a curated record.
UCGUAUCUGCGAUUUUUAUCUCUGAGCAUUGUCCCCAUUUAUUUACCGUAGUCUUUUUCUAUUUUCCUGAUGCUGUAAGCCUCCUCUCGGUUUAUUCCAGGGUUUUUUUUAUUUAUUGAAUGGAUGGAGAAUGGAGCCGGUUUUUAUCGUCAACUCUUGGUUGUUGACGGUGAUUUUCUUGUUCGUGACAUUGAAUACAGGUCAAGUUAACUCAGUCGAGUACAAGAAAGUAGGAGAUGAAGUCGUCCUGAGUCCAGGCUCUGAGGCUUCACCCAUCAGCAGGAUCACAUGGAAACAUAACUCAAACCUGGCUGUGAAGUGGUAUGAAGGAGGCACGAUUGACUACUUCUCGAGUUUUAAAGGUCGCUGUGAACUGAACACCACAACUGGAGAGCUGAUCAUCCCAAAACCAAUACUGGAGGACAGCGGCAGCUACAGAGUAGAGAUCAACAACAGAGUCCUGGACACAACUGAAAUCAAGUUUAUCUCUGGCGUCCCUAAACCAGCUGUGUCAGAAAACUGUGAUGCUGAAAAGACCCACUGUGUUCUGACCUGUGAAGGCAUCACUACAGACUCUGAACCAGUCACCUACACCUGGUGGUCAGGUGACGUGACGAAGAGUCAAACCAAGCAGCUCAUAAUAACAAAGAACGAUACGGAGCCUUCGUUUACCUGUGAGUUAGAAAACCCAGUCAGCUCUGAACGCAGCAGAGAAGUCCUCAACCCUUUCACCUCCUCCUCCAUCACAGGGAAUAACAGUAACGGUCUGAAUUGGUUAUUCCUACCGCUGGGUCUGGGUCCGGGUGUGGUUUUGGUUCUGGCGGCUGUUGGUGUCAUCAUAUACAAAUGCAAACACAAAGCAGCAGAAACAUCACAGGUCUCUCCUCUCAGUGUAGCUGAGACACAAACGUUGCUUCAUGAUAGCAACGGUGUAGUCCAAGUAUUAACCACUCUAGACCACAUCAAUGAAACAGAGAAUAAACCAUUGCUUCCUGGUAACAACAGUGAAGUCCAACCAUCAUCAUCCAGUCCAGGAACCGUUAAUGAAACAGGUGAGUAACCUUGACAACACAUAUGUGGUGAUUGUGAGCUACAUGGACACUUCUUCCUCAGCUAAACAAACGUGUUGCAGCUCCAUCACAUUUAUCUCCAGUUUUCAACUGAUGAUUGAAGCUGAACCCAUUUAACAUCCUAGACUGUAACAAUAUUUGCUUUUUAUAAGUUGAUGCAUCAACGGAGUCAGAAGACGACAGAACUCCUCCUCAUCCUGGGGAGAGAUUCAACUGAAUAGGAUGUUUUUAUGAAGAUUUAAAAGUUUAAACUUAUUUCUUUGU